AUGAUCUAUGCUCCUGUUAUAAUAAAUAUAAAAAAUCAUAAUCUUCAAAAAAUUGUUUCAUUUGGGGUUAUUUGGAUACUUCGCUCACAAGUACUUCCUACUAUUCUUUAUCAAGAUUACACUAAGAAGAGCAUCGAGGAAGAUGAGAUAAUCAUUCUUAGGAACUGUUAUAAUUUCCUCUAUACAUCUCAAGCACAAGCUAAUAUCAAUGCUAUUCAUCAAGAAAUUCGAGAAAAUAUUUAUAAUCUUCUUAGAUGUCGUACUGCUGGAUCUAAUCUAUACACAAAUUAUAGACAUUUACAAGGCCUAAUCAAACUUUCUAAAAACAAAUAUGCCUUCGAAUUACAUUCAAGUCUUAUUGAAGCUUUUCUAAAUCAUGAAGAAUCUUCAAAUUGGUUUUAUCCUUCAUUAUUAAUUGCAAGUCAAUGGUUAAAGAAUAAUAAUCCUCUAUUUGAAAAAUAUAACCAAGCCUGCAUGCCUUUACAAUUUCCGAUUUCUAAUGAUAUUCAUCAAACAUUUCUUACAGCAAGACCAGUAAAUACAUCUACUAACGCAGAAAGUACAAGACCCCUAUCACUUAUAAUACCUAACAAAGAUUUUCCAAAUGAAAUACAUAACGAAGAUUACAGAUAUGAGUGUCUAAUAGCAGAAUUUUUAGAAACAAAUAAUGAUUUAACCUUACCUAUACCAAAUUAUGACCCAGAUAUCGAAUCUUUAUUAUUUCCUGAUCUUUUUUCUACUGGUCAUUAUCACUAUGAAGAUUCUAAAAACUUACUAGAUUUUAAACAAAAUAUUGAUAGUUAUAGCAAAUAUAUUAAACUACAACUUCUUUCUGAUUUAAUAAUAGCAAGUACUUAUACUAAUAAACCUAUAAUUAACGAAUCAUUAACAACAACUCUACCAUCACAUAUUAGAACUUCAGAUUCAUUUUUUAGAAAAAAACAAUAUCAACAAGGUCAUAUAAAUUUUCAAUAUGUAACUACUUUUGGAUUCAGAAAAUAUGUAACUAAGUAUGCUACUAAACCUGAGCCAACAGAAAUUUUUGACAUAAUGGAACAAGACUCCUAUAAAAAACACGUGCAAGCUAGAAUAUUAGGAUCUAUAGAACUUAUGAUAUUAUUUCUACAAUACUCUGUAACAAGAUCAUCAGCUGCCAUAAAAUUUCUCCCAUCUGCUCUAUCUGAACUUCAAAUUCGAUCU
Scutellospora calospora is the source of this 1200-nucleotide messenger RNA. NCBI's taxonomy places the organism in Eukaryota, Fungi, Glomeromycota, Glomeromycetes, Diversisporales, Gigasporaceae. The record is from the annotation of a GenBank genome assembly.